GAUGUGAAAGCUGUUGCUGGUCAGUGAGGACAGCUCGCUCAUGGAGUGACACCAGUUUCCCAGCAUGCAGCAGGAGCUGUGGCUCAGAGCCAAAUCUCAGGUGAUCGCCUCCCUGAAAGCAGUGUGUGCAAUGAGGGCAGCCGCCUCUCACCCUCCUCCACCACCGUACGAGCUUGAGCUGAAGAGCGCUCUUUCCUCCAGUGAUGGCAGCUCUCUGAGACCAACACACCUCAGGACUCGGGUGACCAACGGCACGUUAAGCAACAGUCAUGGGUUUCCACAGGGCCAUAACAGAGAAAAUGCAGAUAAACCAAGUACUGGUGAGAGUCCGAGGAAUCUAAACAACCCAGUGAAGGCUUCGAGGAGCCAUCAGGAGCUGCACAGAGAGCUGCUUAUGGCCCACAGGAAGGGUCUGGCAGUGUGCUGUAAACCCGAGCUGCAGAUGGUUCUGGAGAGGAGGAAGAAGGAGCAGACCCAGAGAGAGGAGGGGGAACAGUGCAGGAGCCCAUUGGAGCAGGUUCUCCUCCAACGACAACAGAAGCAGCAGGAGGUGACGAAAGAAAAGGAACAAGAAGAGAAGAUACGGCACGAGAUACAGCUUCUGGAGUUUAUCCGAGUGCGACAGAAUUUGAGGAAAGUGCAUUCAGCGCUACACAAGAACACCACCUCCUGAAUAUCAG
Tachysurus vachellii is the source of this 680-nucleotide messenger RNA. Its product is annotated as probable serine/threonine-protein kinase irlA. The record is from RefSeq and is a predicted model, not a curated record. Gene Ontology annotation, biological process: actin filament polymerization; regulation of actin cytoskeleton organization; actin filament bundle assembly. Gene Ontology annotation, cellular component: synapse; stress fiber; neuron projection. The transcript has 5 exons. The coding region runs from base 65 to 673 and encodes 202 amino acids. NCBI's taxonomy places the organism in Eukaryota, Metazoa, Chordata, Actinopteri, Siluriformes, Bagridae.